GCGCUGCGUCUGUGACAGACCUCAAGAAGAAAGUCCAGUCCGCUCCGCGUCGUGACCGGUGAUCUCUCCCUGUCGGUGCUCACCAGACCCAUUGGAUUUACCACCGGGGAACCUUUCGACCCAGGACACUUUAUUUUUUUAAGAACAUUUUAAUUAUAAUAUGGGAAAAGAAAAUAUCCGUUUUGUGACACUUUGGAUAAUUUUGGGAAACACCAUAGCAACUUUCUCCACCACCCCUGGAGCCACAACUGUGUUUGUAAACACCACAGUCUCCACUACUCCCCUGCCGACCACUGCUGAAUGGAUCACAGACUUCACUGACAUUGUGUCCAAGUUCUCCCUGCGCACAGCGGACAUCCCCGAUGACGACAUGUGCUACAUCUUUGCCGGCAGGCCGGAAACCAUCGAAGAGUGUAAAUUCAACGCAUCGACGCAGUCCUUCGUCGUGAUACAUGGCUGGACGGUAACAGGGAUGUUUGAGAGCUGGGUGCCCAAGCUGGUGUCUGCGCUGUACGAGCGGGAGCCCACUGCCAACGUGAUCGUGGUGGACUGGUUGACCCGCGCCAACCAGCACUACCCGACCUCUGCAGCUUACACCAAACUGGUGGGCCGCGACGUCGCCAAGUUCGUAACCUGGAUACAAAAAGAGCUGCAGUUGCCCUGGGACAAGAUUCAUCUGCUGGGAUACAGUCUGGGAGCACACGUGGCCGGGGUAGCUGGAGACCUCACCAACCAUAAAAUCAGCAGGAUCACAGGUAUGGAUCCAGCCGGUCCCACCUUCGAGCAUGCAGAUGACCAGAGCACCUUGUCCCGGGAUGACGCCCAGUUUGUGGACGUCCUGCACACCAACACCCGGGGCUCCCCGGAUCGCAGCAUCGGCAUCCAGAGGCCCGUGGGCCACAUCGACAUUUACCCCAAUGGAGGCACCUUCCAGCCGGGCUGCGACAUCCAGAAUACCUUGCUGGGUAUUGCAUUGGAAGGAAUCAAGGGCCUUCAAAAUAUGGACCAGCUCAUCAAAUGCUCCCACGAACGCUCUAUCCACCUGUUCAUCGACUCUCUGCUGAACACCCAGCAGCAGAGCAUGGCGUACCGCUGCAACUCCAAGGAGGCCUUCAACAAGGGACUGUGCCUCAACUGCAGGAAGAAUCGCUGCAACAAGCUCGGCUACAACAUCAACAAGGUCCGCACCACCCGCAGCACCAAGAUGUUCCUCAAAACACGGGAUAUGAUGCCAUACAAAGUUUUCCAUUACCAAGUGAAGAUGCAUUUCUUCAGUAAGGAUCCGCUGAGCUUUACCGAGCAGCCACUGAAGAUUUCUCUGUAUGGAACCAACGCAGAGAAGGAGGACAUUCCCUUUGUUAUGCCUGUCCUGAAUGGCAACACCACUCUGUCGUUCCUCAUCACCACUGACGUUGCCAUCGGAGACUUGAUGAUCGUGAAGCUGCGCUGGGAGAAGGACUCAAUCAUCAGCUGGUCCGACUUCUGGGGCAGCAGCAGGUUCCACAUCCGGAAAUUGCGCGUCAAAUCUGGGGAGACCCAGUCCAAGGUGAUCUUUAGUCCGAAGGAAGGAGAGUUUUCCUACCUUGUCAGGGGAGGAGAAGAUUCAGUCUUUGUCAAGUCGAGAGAAGACACCGUGAGCCGUAAAGAUAAAUUGUUGCAGAAGCUGAAAACGCAGGGCAGUCUCUUUGGGCAGAACGACGCUUGAAGUUGGACUUGACCACGCACCCACUUCGUGCACAUUAUCCAUCUCUACAUAGACAGCCAAAGAUGGACAGCACACGGCGACUCUCUAGACCCUUUGCAAGAAACUGGACAUAUAUAGUGACUCAUGCUUCUUUCUGUUUUUCCCCAACCCCCAGUGCAACCAACACAACCUCAUCCACUGUGCUGGAAAUCAAUCUGCCCUCUCUGCUGUUGAAAAACGUUUCUUUGUGAUGAUGUGCUCACUGUUGUUUUUUUUACAAAUCACACUUUGAGAAGCUUUCGCUGCAUAUCUUUGUAAUCAUUUGUUUAUGAUUUUAUAGCCUACAUGUACUGUUCUUACUGAUUUUAAUGUAAUUUGAAACCCUGAACUGGUGUGUCUUCUUUGCUUUUGUGAACUCAUAAUAUUGUUAAUGUAAAAAUGAUCCAGUGUGACAAAUGCAAUUUAGGCACUUUUUCUUUUGUUGUUUGUUUGUUUUUUGCAAAAUUAUCACUUUGGCCCUAAUUUUUGUCCUUACCUUACCACUAAUCUCCAACAAUCAACAGGGACCAAAGAAAUAUCUACUGUCUACUGAUCAGAAAAUCACAGUGGUCAUUGUACAUACCUUUUUUAUUCAGUAUUUUAUAUAUACAUAUAUAUACAUAUAUAUAGAGCGAUUUUUGCAAAUGUCAUUUGAUUGCAUUUUGGUUAUUGUGUCACAGGUCACUUUAAAAGGCUCUUAGUCCCCUCCAGCUAUGUUUGAUGCUUAGGUCAUUGAGAGUACGGUCCAGCACAGACAUGCAUUCUUACGUUUUGAUCAUUUUAUAAAUUAAAAAGAACAAAGGUCACUUUUAAUGAUCCAGGAAUGGCUAAGUGCUCCUGAAACUGAAUGAAUGGGUCAAUAGUGUCUCACCUCAUUGACAAAACUCAAGACUACAACAUGCCCUUAUGUUUGAAAGGUCAAACAUUACAAAAUUAAAAAUUAAAAUUGCAAGCCUUUGUAAUUUGUGAUGGACGGGCCUACAUGAUAGCCACAAUACAUCUCAAGAAUACUUCAUAUUGUAUUUAUUGAAUGUACAUUUAUAUAUUUGUAUAUUAAGCUGUAAUAUAUGUUUGGCAGGCUUCCUGUGUUUUUAUAAAUGAAGCAUUUUGUGAUUUUAUGCAAAAGGAUUUUGGAACGAUCAAUCCAAUUCGUCUCCAUGCAAGCUGUUGAGUGCAUUUAUCUUUUGGACUGAAAUGCAGUGCACUGUAUAAAGAAAGAGCCUGGGAUGAUUUAAUAAAGAGAUAAACCACAUAAUUAAA
Molecule: messenger RNA, 2983 nt
Organism: Scophthalmus maximus (turbot)
Lineage: Eukaryota; Metazoa; Chordata; Actinopteri; Pleuronectiformes; Scophthalmidae
Gene: lpla
Product: lipoprotein lipase
Exons: 10
Coding region: 161-1705 (514 amino acids)
Biological process (GO): lipid metabolic process
Molecular function (GO): apolipoprotein binding; lipoprotein lipase activity
Source: RefSeq, a predicted model, not a curated record